UCCUCAUGCCCCUGAUUUCAUUUCCCCUUUCAACCAUUUUAUUCAAUUGUUAAUACAGAGCACAAGUAAUAGACAUAACUUUGUGUCAUUGAUUUCAAAAGAAUCUGGAUUUUCCUGUCCCCUUAUCAAAUUUCGGUUCUAGUUCACUCCGGUGCCUUGGGUUGGAGUUCCGCUUCAGCAGAGGCAGCCCAACUGGAGGCAACAAUUUCUUCCAUUCCUUAGUCAUAUUUGACAAUCUGCGCUGCAGUAAAUGAAGGCCUUAGUUGCAUCUCUUAGCUGGCAGACAUUUCUCAAUCCGAAUCGGACAGAAACCUUCUGGAUGAUCCUAGUUAAAGUCAGAUCAUAGUUCACUGAUCAGCAGUCGAGUUCAGCGAUGCCGCAGAAAAACGGCAACUUGGGAAGAUCCCGAGGUGCUCCUCAAAACAAGAGCAAGGACAACCGCAGGACAUCUGCUGAAACAAUCGGACAGUAUUCAGUGCCUCAAGCAACUCAGCAGUGGAUACUCAAUACCUUUUCGAAGUGUUUUCAUAUCGGAGACCCCAUCCAGUUCAAAGAGACACUUCAAGAAGUCAAGCACCAUUUAUACAACAGAGACUUUGCGUCUGCAUUUGGUAAACCGGAGUAUCUGGCGGCAUAUGCAGCACGUUGGUCUCCAAGUCGGGCAUUGGGCUAUCUAUGCGUCCUAAAUGAGCUCCACAGAGAUGGGCAGCUCCCACUAUCAACAGUUCAACGCAGAAAUACGACCGAUAAAGAUACGGAGAUGCCGGAGUUAUUCCAAACGCUUAACAUUGGAGGAGGGGCUGGUGCAGAACUGAUGACCUUUGCUGCGCUCGACCGGGACCGUAUCAAAAUGAAAGACGAAACAUUUCCCACAGAUGGUAUCGAGAUGCAACCUCCGGUGUGGUGCCCGCGAAUCUUGGAUCUUGCACCCUGGGAUCAUAUAUUGGAAGCCUUGGCUGCCCAAAUUAGUUCAGUGCAAAGUGGUGCCUCUGAUGAUCCUGGCGGCUCAUUCAACUACACGUUCCAUCAGCGCAAUGUGCUUGAAUUCGGAAAGAAAGAGCUAUCGCCCUUCCUCGAAGGCGUCAGCCUGAUUACCAUUUUAUUUACUUUGAACGAGUUGUUUACUGCAUCAUUAAGCCAAACGACCAAGUUCCUUCUCGACUUGACCAUGCUCACGGCACCCGGUACGAGGCUUCUCGUGAUUGAUAGCCCUGGCAGUUACUCGACCGUCUCUCUACAGGGCAAAGGAUCAGCUGUCGAAGACAAGGGCGGGAAAGAAUACAAGAUGGCAUGGUUGAUGGACCACAUACUACUGAAGGUUGCCCCAAGUUCUUUAUCUGACAGUGGGCGUGGUGAUCAAAAGCAAUGUUGGGUUAAAUCCGUCGACGAGGAAUCAAGGUGGUUUAGGCUUCCACCAGACCUAAAAUACCCAAUUCAGCUUGAAAAUAUGAGGAUGCAGAUCCAUUUGUAUAAACGAUGUAGCUAAGUUGCUAUGGAGCUUGAAAAGACAACUAAGCCUUCGAACGAAACCGACACAUUCCAUAUUAGCCAUCGUCUCGUUCAGAAUGCCACCUCCCAGAUACAAAUCCUCCCGAAUCCGGUCUCGCUGUCCUCCGAUGCCCACCCGAAUAGCAUGGUAAGUCUUUGAAAUAACAGGCGCUGUUCUAUGAUUUCCAGGUCGCUGACUGAAAGAAUUGAAAGCUCCGGGGCAGAAACCCCCAGUACCUGCUCCCAGGCUUGGGGGGAGAGAGUAAC
This is a messenger RNA of Eremomyces bilateralis CBS 781.70, 1755 nucleotides long. RefSeq lists its product as uncharacterized. The record is from RefSeq and is a predicted model, not a curated record. NCBI's taxonomy places the organism in Eukaryota, Fungi, Ascomycota, Dothideomycetes, Eremomycetales, Eremomycetaceae. The transcript is spliced from 2 exons. The coding region runs from base 374 to 1486 and encodes 370 amino acids.